Lactuca virosa is the source of this 1920-nucleotide messenger RNA. The record is from the annotation of a GenBank genome assembly. Lineage: Eukaryota; Viridiplantae; Streptophyta; Magnoliopsida; Asterales; Asteraceae.
AUGAGCAUCGGUUUCAUCAUCUUCCUCCUUUUGGCCUUCGUUUCGAUCCCCACAACCACUUCCCAAUCUCCCACCUGCAAUGGAAUUUCUAUAUCCUACGUCUACAACUCCGGCUUCCAAAUCCCACCGACGGCCACCAACACAACCAACCAGCCCUACACCUUCCAGUCUACUCUCACUCUCACCAACGCCGGCGUUGAUCGACUCAAAUCAUGGCGGGUGUUUGUAGGGUUCCAACACCGUGAGUUCUUAGUCUCAUCUUCCAACGCUGUUCUUGCUGAUGGCACCUCUCUCCCUGCUAACGUCACCACCGGUGCUGUCUUCGCUGGGUUUCCCGCCACUGACCUCAAGACCGCCGUUGAGACCGCCGGUGACUGGAAUCAAAUGCAGGCUCGCAUACAAUUGGUCGGCACCCAAUUUGGUGUUGCGCCACCAAAUGUUUCCUUGCCGUCGAAUUUGUAUCUCGUGAAUGAUGGGUUCUUGUGUUCUGCACCUUCUACUCCAGCAAACAACGAGACACACGUAUGCUGUGAAAAGGACCCAAAUGCAAUACCUACAACACCUGGCACAAAUGUAGAAGAGACAUUCGACACACGACAAGAGGGCGAUGUCGUCAUAAUGUACGAUGUAACCAGUUCAAAAGAAACUGAAUACAUGGCACAAGUGACCCUCUCGAAUCACAAUCCCCUCAGCCGCCUUGACUAUUGGCAGUUGAGUUGGGAUUGGAUGCGAGAUGAAUUCAUCUACUCGAUGAAAGGGGCGUAUCCUUCUGUUAUUGAUACAAACCCUUGUAUAUUUGGCCGACAAGGAGAGUUCUAUAAAGAACUCGACUUCUCAGAAGCAUUAAAUUGUGAACGAAGACCAACAAUUGUAGACCUUCCGCUUAACAAAACAAACGACACACAGCUAGGCUUGGUUCCAUUUUGUUGUCGUAAUGGGACCCUCUUACCCCCUUCGAUGGAUUCAAGCAAGUCGGUUUCGGCUUUUACCAUACAAGUUUUCAAGAUGCCACCGGACAUAAACCGGACUCAGCUCACUCCACCUCAAAAUUGGAGAAUCAGCGAUACAAUGAACCCUAACUACCAAUGUGGGCAACCCAUACGGGUUAGCCCUACCUUGUUCCCGAACCCAUUUGGGCUUAUUUCUGAAUCCACUGCUGUUGCUAGUUGGCAAGUUGUUUGCAACAUAACACGGGCCAAAUCGGAUACCCCGAAAUGUUGUGUCUCCUUUUCGUCAUUUUUCAAUAAGUCUGUAGUUCCUUGCAAAACUUGUGCGUGCGGGUGUAACACUGCAGAUUCAUGCAGUACAACUGCACCCGCACUUCUAGUUCCUUCAAACGCACUUUUGGUGCCGUUUGAGAACCGAACUAAACUGACAGUUGAUUUUGCAAAGGACAAUGAUUGGACUUUGCCGAAUCAAUUGCCAUGUGCAGAUAACUGUGGUGUCAGCAUCAACUGGCACCUACUAUCAGAUUUCAAAGAAGGAUGGACCGCAAGAAUGACCAUUUUCAACUGGGGCGAAACGAGUUUUGCCGAUUGGUUUGCGGCUGUGGAGUUGAACAAAUCAAUGGCAGGAUUUGAGGAAGUGUACUCGUUCAAUGGUAGCCGGAUCACGGGUUCGAGUGACAUGAUUUUCCUACAAGGUCUACCGGGUCUAAACUAUAUUGUGGCAGAGAAAGAUGGGCGUAAACCAGAGAAGGACCCACGUGUUCCGGGUUCACAACAAUCGGUCAUUUCUUUCACAAAGAAGAACAUACCCGGGCUCAAUGUGGCACGUGGUGAUGGGUUCCCGGACAAAGUCUAUUUCAAUGGUGAAGAAUGCUCGGUUCCUGAUAUUCUUCCCAUCUCUAGCCAUGGUUCGCGGAUGAUGGUCACCCUUGAUUCGGUUCUAAUUAUGCUGGUUUUGUUGGUCUUUCUAUAA